AUGGAUACCUUAAAAUCCAAUAAAUCCUCUUUCUCUAUAGAAAAUAUUUUAGAACAAAAAACAUCUAAAGAUACUAACUUGAAUCCGGCUACACAUAUACAAAUACCCUCACCCAGUUUAACAACAACAUCUUUACCUUCACCCAAUUUGGAUAAUACAGUUACAUCUACCAGUCUAACACGUACCCCGGAUUUUGAACAAUAUACCGCUUUUAAAAAUCUCACUUUAAAAACAGCCAACCACAACAAUAACUCGCCCUCCUCAUUAACUUUAGCUAGUACUUUACCACAACAUGCAACAGCCGCCGCUGCUCCUGCUCUACAUUAUGAUCAUGUUUAUGAUCCUACGGCCUCCUUAUUUUAUCAACAAGUCUUAAAUUUACAGAAAAAUUCAGCAUUUUUAAUGCCUCAUUUUCAGGCUGCAGCAGCUGCCGCCGCAAUGGCUAAUGUUUCAACGGCGGUGGCGGCUCGUGGAACUCCGUCGGUUUAUUGUGAACCUCCUUAUAAUCAAUUUAUGGAUUGUGAAGCCUAUCCGACAAAUGCCUCAGCCGCUGCUGCCCUAUACUGUAAUGCCGCCUAUCCCGGUUUCUAUAUGCCUGGUUUUGGUGUAAAACGUAAAGGUGGACAAAUACGUUUUACCUCACAACAAACUAAAAAUCUCGAAAAUCGUUUUAACUCCUUCAAAUAUCUAUCGCCCGAAGAACGUAGACAUUUGGCUCUACAACUUAAGCUAACCGAUCGUCAAGUGAAAACAUGGUUUCAAAAUCGUCGAGCUAAAUGGCGUCGUGCUAAUCAGGCAAAACGUUCUUCCCACUAUUUACACACUACAGCACAGGCACAUAACAAUCAACGUAGUGUUAUUAAAUCAAAUCAUAUAACAAAUAAUAAUAACAAUAAUAGUAGUGGUAUUCAAACGUUGAGUCAGGAGGAUAAACAAUUCCUGUCGGAAAAUGAUGAAAGUGAUGGCGAGA
Messenger RNA from Lucilia sericata (common green bottle fly), 970 nucleotides. Its product is annotated as hematopoietically-expressed homeobox protein hhex-like. Gene Ontology annotation, molecular function: DNA-binding transcription factor activity, RNA polymerase II-specific; RNA polymerase II cis-regulatory region sequence-specific DNA binding. Gene Ontology annotation, biological process: cell differentiation; regulation of transcription by RNA polymerase II. The annotation marks the transcript as partial. The record is from RefSeq and is a predicted model, not a curated record. The transcript is spliced from 2 exons. NCBI's taxonomy places the organism in Eukaryota, Metazoa, Arthropoda, Insecta, Diptera, Calliphoridae.